Molecule: messenger RNA, 1863 nt
Organism: Melanotaenia boesemani (Boeseman's rainbowfish)
Lineage: Eukaryota; Metazoa; Chordata; Actinopteri; Atheriniformes; Melanotaeniidae
Product: xaa-Pro dipeptidase-like
Exons: 15
Coding region: 56-1540 (494 amino acids)
Molecular function (GO): metalloaminopeptidase activity; manganese ion binding
Source: RefSeq, a predicted model, not a curated record
GCGUUACCAAGCUCACGUGACUCCAGUAACACGUGACAGUGUAUACACAGGCAUCAUGGCUGCAGCACCACAACCUGUCUACUGGCUGGGUAAUGAGACCCUGAGGGUGUCGGCUGCCCUUUUUGCCGAGAACCGUGGAAGACUGUGCCAGGGACUGAAAGCCAAAGACGGUGUGGUGCCAAAGUCGGUGGUGGUGCUGCAGGGUGGAGAGCAGAAGCAGAGGUACUGCACAGACACAGACGUUCUCUUCAGGCAGGAGUCUUUCUUCCACUGGGCGUUUGGAGUGACUGAGCCUGACUGCUACGGAGCCAUUGAUGUGGACUCUGGGAAAUCCAUUCUUUUUGUUCCUAAACUGCCUGAAAGCUAUGCUACUUGGAUGGGAGAGAUCUUUCCUAAAGAGCAUUUCAAGACGAAGUAUGCUGUUGAUGAGGUGCAGUACACCUGUGACAUCGCUGAUGUUCUGUCCAACCUGAAACCAGCCGUUCUCCUUACACUGCGAGGACAGAACACAGAUAGUGGGAGCAUCAGCCGGGAAGCCUCCUUUGAAGGAAUCAGUAGCUUCCAAGUGAACAACACCCUUUUACAUCCAGUCAUUGUGGAAUGUCGUCUCAUUAAGACUGAUAUGGAGCUGGAGGUCCUGCGCUAUACCAACAGGGUUUCCAGUGAAGCUCACAAAAUGAUCAUGAAGCAUGUGAAACCUGGACAAAAAGAAUAUGAAAUGGAGAGUCUUUUCCAGCAUUAUUGCUACACCAAGGGAGGGAUGCGCCACACCUCAUACACCUGCAUCUGUGGAACGGGCAACAAUUCCUCUGUUCUCCACUAUGGCCAUGCUGGGGCUCCAAAUGACAAGAUGAUUGAAGAUGGAGACAUGUGUCUGUUUGACAUGGGUGGAGAGUACUACUGCUACAGCUCAGACAUCACCUGUUCUUUCCCAGCCAACGGCAAGUUCACUCCAGAUCAAAGGGCCAUCUAUGAGGCCGUCCUGAAAUCCUCCCGCACCGUCAUGGCUGCCAUCAAACCAGAUGUGAAGUGGAGCGCCAUGCACCGCCUUGCUGACAAGGUUCACCUGGAGGAGCUUGUGAAGAUUGGCAUCCUGCAUGGCAGCGUUGAGGACAUGAUGAAGGUCCACAUGGGCUCUGUCUUCAUGCCCCAUGGCCUCGGACACCUGCUGGGCAUCGACGUUCAUGAUGUGGGAGGUUACCCUGAGGGGGUUGAGCGCAUUAACGAGCCUGGACUGAGGAGCCUUCGCAUGGGCCGUCUGGUCCAGGAGAGGAUGGUCCUCACCGUGGAGCCUGGCAUAUACUUUAUCAACCACCUGCUGGACCAGGCCCUGGCCAACCCUGCUCAGAGCUGCUUCAUCAACAACCAAGUGCUGGCUCGCUUCCGGGGCUUCGGAGGGGUCCGCAUUGAAGAUGACAUAGCUGUGACAGCAGAUGGCAUUGAGCUGCUGACCUGCGUCCCUCGCACUGUGGAAGAGAUUGAGGCUUUCAUGGCUGAUUCUGCAAAAGCCUUCAGCCCAGUGGCCAGUUCCCAAAAGUAAAAGUAAUGAAGAACAUCUGUAAAGCCUGAGCUGUGUGCUGCAGUAUGAUUAACUAUCACAUAUUCAUCAAUAAAACUCAGAUGUCUGUAUUUUAAAUGUUACAUGCAGUAAGGAUCUUCAUACAACAUUAUGAUUCUCAUAAGUACGCCUUCUAUAAUAAAUACACCAGACCGUGAUGGAUUAAAUAUUUUAUGCCUUCUCAGAAAAGUAAUUUUUGAAAAAUAUUUUUUUCUAAAAACACUUAAUUCAUUCACGGUUUCUUUGUAAACAUUUAUUCAAACAAAUUUUGUGAAACUUAAUUAAAACUUUUUGAUUUGCAACUA